UCGUUUGUUUUAGAUUAAGAAAGUUAUUUCAUUCAUAGGUAAGAUGGAUGGAACCUCAUAUUUGUUUUGGCCGGCGAUUCUGUUUACGCUUCUUGCAAUUAUAGUAGCAGCAGUUUUUAUGGGAAGAAAUAAAGCUCCUGCGCCGUCAAAGUGCUCCCAUCAAACUAGCGCUGUUAUGGAGGAGAGAGCUGGUCCAGACCCUGGAGUUUCCACACACUGUCAUGAAAAACAAAACAAUGAAAGCAACCAACAUGUCAUUCCUCCAAAAUCUAAUGCAAAGAGCCUCAAAGCCAAAGGUGAAACUAAACUUGUAAAGGAUUCAAACUCAGAUAAUGUGGAAAAAGUUUGCAAGUCAGAUUCUCCAGUUCACACCUCCACUGGUUGGGGAGAGGAUUUCUCCGAGUCUGGGAUAAGGAAUGCCCUGAGGAAUUAUGCUCAGUCACCUGUAGAUGCGGAGAAGAAACCAUUGAGGUACAUGGCCGGCAUGCUGAGGACCUGUCAGCUUGAGAAGAUGAUGAGCAGAGAAGAACUGGAGGAAGAGCAGAGGGUUCAGCGAGAGCAGUUAGCUGCCAUCUUCCAGCUGCUCAGAGAGAAACAAGACACGUUUGGUGAGGUGACAGAGAGCGAUUUACAAGAACAGCUUAAACUCUAUUCUAUUUGAGAGUGUGGUUAUGUGGAUUAUAGAUUCAAAUACCAUUUUAAGGAGAGUUCAAGUUGAAAUCAGUGACUUCAGUUAACCUAAAAGAGGGGUUGUUUUUUACUUAUAUGUAUAUAUAUAUGUAUUUAUUACUCAUUAUUAUACAUAAUAUAAGUAGUGAGGAAUCAGAAUCUGGAAAAGUUUAGUAAAAAAAAUCAGUAGUAGUGCUUUAGCUUGACUUACUGUAAUGGUUAUAGUGCAUGUCAGUUCAAAUCCUUGUUAAAUACAGUAUGAACUAAACUGAAAUAAAAUUCAAAAUCUGCUAAUAUUA
Cyprinus carpio (common carp) is the source of this 968-nucleotide messenger RNA. Its product is annotated as matrix-remodelling associated 7. Lineage: Eukaryota; Metazoa; Chordata; Actinopteri; Cypriniformes; Cyprinidae. The record is from RefSeq and is a predicted model, not a curated record.